AUACAAGUACAAGGUUCAAAAGCCUGAUUUUGAGCAAAGGAGAUUGGAGGGGCAAAGAACAUUAAAGAAUCAUCCUUCUAAAGUACCUGUUAUAAUUGGUAAGGUACAUAAGUCCGGUUUGCCUGACAUUGACAACUUCAAACUUCUUUUGCCUUCUUCUUCAAAAGUGAGUGAUGUUAUUCAGUACAUGAACAACAAGCUAAGACGGCCAUCACAUGCUCCUCUCUAUCUUUAUGUUGAUAAUGAUGUAUUGGCUGGUACUGACAGCACACUGGCUAGACUAUACCAGGAAUACAGAGAAUCAGACUACUUUUUAUAUAUCUGUUACUAUGAAGGAACUGCAAGCAGUAGUGAUCGAGAGUCAUGACAAUUAUUUUUCAAAUUAGUAAAUAAAUUGUAUUAUUUCAUUUCUUAAUACACAAUACAUGUGUUGCUUAUUUUUGUUCAGAUUAACUAGCGAGACACAUUCAAAUUUAUACUGUCUAAUGAAGUAGCAGUUUUUUAAUCUUUGGCCUAAUUACUGUUUGGCAAAGGCAUCUUCUAACUGUGAUAAUAGAGUCACAAAUGGGCCUUUUUGUGCCUGUAUGCAAAAAUUGAGUCUCACUUGUUGGUUCUUAAAAGCACAUUAUAUUUUUAGCAUUGGAAAGUUGAUUAAAGAUUUAAUUAUAAUUGAGACAACAACUGAAGAUAAUAAGAGAGAGAGUACAUCCAAAAAUAUUGAAUAUUUUUUUGAAAAUAAUAUGCUUAGUGAGGGUGGAUAUGAUCACAUGAUUGAUACUGUAUUCCACCCCUUAAAUCUAACCAUCAAUGGCUGGAAAGACUACAAGUAUUGUGGAGAGUGCCUCUCCAUCAAGCAUUUUCAAAAAGAACUUUGUAAAAUUUAAAAAUCUACUUGCAAGGGACCCCAAUUUCUGUGAUUUCACUGAUAUCUUUUUUUCAAAGGACCUAAUAACAAAAAAUGAACUGGAUGCAAUCAGUUCUCAACCAAAUUUGUCAAGCAGAGAAAGAAGUAGCAAAGUGACCCAUUACCUGUUUGAGAGAAUCAAAAACAGUGAUGAUCCUAAGAAAUGUGUGUUGACAAUCUGCGAAGCACUGGAAGAUGAGAAUAUUGACGACAACCAAGCAAAGAAAAUUGCUACUGCCAUAAGGACAGAUUUAGAACCUCCUUUGCAAGUACAUGUACAUGAUCCUGAGCUCCCAUUAGUCUCAACUCCUACUACUAAUCAAGAUAAUACUAGGGAGAAAAUAUUUCUCGAAAACCGCAUAUGGACCAGAGGUGAAGAUGGAGAGGAUAUAAUCAAAUUGUGUAUUGAAAAGCUUAAAGAAUCAAGAAUAUUUCCUGAUGACAAUAAACUCAUGCAUAGAAUAGCACAUGUGAUGUCCAGGAAUAGUUGUAACUUUUGCAAUGAUGGUGGGAUAUGGCAAGUGAGCAUGUUUGCAUUUCAAGAUACUCAUGAUACUCGCUCACAUAUCCGUUUGGGAAGAAAAUAUGAAAGAAUAAUGCAGCAUUUUGGAAUUAAUUGGAGAAAAGUAGAAAGGAGCUAUCUUACUAUUCCAAUUUAUUCAGCCAUUGCUGCUAGACUGUAUUUAAGUAACUUUCCAAAAUUUAUUCCUCCUGAAUACAAUAUAAAGGAACAAGCUGACUACUGGUGGGAGAUUUACAUGGAAAAGCACGAGUCAAGAGAUUUUAUUAAAUGUCAAACAUUCAUUGAUACUGUGACAGCUUUAGAAGGUGAUUCUGAUAUUGCACUGCCUUGUAUUGAGAAGCGUAUCUGGGUCAGAGGUGAAUCUGGAGAGGAUGUCGUUAAUCUGUGCAUAGAAGAAGUUCAUGCAUCUGGUAUUGCAUCAAUUGAUGGUGUGUUCUUGCGUAGAGUAGCUUUUGUGAAUUGUGAUGUCACGUGAUGGAAAACCACCAUUUCCUUUGUAUACUGAUGGUGGAAUAUGGCAAGUGAGUUUGUUUGCCUUUAGGGAAACACAAAAUCUCAAAGUACAUGGUCACCUUAAAGAAAAAUUUGAAAAGAUUUUUGAAAAAUUUGGGAUAGACUGGAGCAAGGCAGAGAGGAAAGAUCUUGCUAUUCCGAUGUACUCGUCCAUCGCUGCUUCACUUUACAUGAGUAACUUUAAAGAAGGCAUUCCUCCAGCAUGCAGUGCAGAAGAACAAGCAGAUUACUGGUGGAAUAUCUACAUGAAAGACCACGAGUCUAAGCGGUUUAUGGAACGUACUCAUUUUAUCUAUACUGUAGAGGCUUUAGAAAAUAACACUCAGCAGCAAAAGUCAAACUAAAGUACACUAGUAAUGAUUUGCUAUAAUGGCAAUGAUAAUUUAUUAUGAUAAAAAUAAA
Amphimedon queenslandica is the source of this 2342-nucleotide messenger RNA. RefSeq lists its product as uncharacterized. The record is from RefSeq and is a predicted model, not a curated record. Lineage: Eukaryota; Metazoa; Porifera; Demospongiae; Haplosclerida; Niphatidae. The transcript is spliced from 7 exons. The coding region runs from base 808 to 1902 and encodes 364 amino acids.